UGCCUCUGAAGGGACCGGAGGUGAUAGAGCGGGUAGGAGGCGGAAGUUGCGUCAUUGCUCCUGCCGGAAGCCCCUGUGCGGGCAUGGAGCAGCACGGGGAACAGCAGCAGCAGCUCCGCAGCCUGCGGGACUUCCUGCUGGUCUACAACCGCAUGACUGAGCUCUGCUUCCGGCGCUGCGUCUCCAACCUGAACUACCGCGUGCUCACCAGGCCCGAGGAGAUGUGCCUGGACAGCUGUGCUGGGAAACUGGUCCACUCCAACCACCGCCUCAUGAGCGCCUACGUGGCGCUGAUGCCCUCCAUUGUGCAGCGCCGCGUCGCGGCCUACGAGGCCAGUGCGGCCCAGGCACCCGCCAGUCCUGCCAGGGAGGUGUCGGAGGCCCCGGCUGCCCUCCCCAGCGCCGGGGGCCCUGAGGCCCAGCCUGACUUGCAGGUGGCUUCUGGCAGUGGUGGAGCCACAGAGGGGACCUCAGGUGCUGGCACGUAGUACAGCUGUACCUCCUGGGCCCCGUCUUCUCAUGGCAGCGGGCUGGAUCUGGGCCCCGUGUCACCAGUGUGAGAAGUAACUGGUGGGCACUGCAGCAAGAGCUGGGCCUCCACGUGCUGUUGGUGAUCCUAGUCUGGAGCAAGACCUGGGCCUCCACAUGCCGUUGGUGAUCCUAGUCUGGAGCAAGACCUGGGCCUCCACGUGCUGUUGGUGAUCCUAGUCUGGAGCAAGACCUGGGCCUCCACGUGCUGUUGGUGAUCCUAGUCUGGAGCAAGACCUGGGCCUCCACAUGCCGUUGGUGAUCCUAGUCUGGAGCAGCAGCUCCUCUCUGCCCCAGGCCCAGACCUUGCAGGUCCGCAUUCUCUAGUGCCUCUGCAUUGAGAGCAGCCUCCUGACGUUGGCCAAAUCCAGUCCAUCUGUGGUGGGGCUGGGGCUGGGACUGGUGCUGGCACUGACGGCAUUGAGGGAGAGGACGCUCGUGCCUGUGGUCCCGGCCAGGAGAAGCUCCCAGCUGAACUCUCCGUCGUCUUAGCAACAGCUGCACGGGGCUGUUGUGCUCCGGAGCUGGAGCUGUUGUAUUUCGGGGAAAUGUUUCCCGGCACUAAUAAAACAGUGGUCACGAA
This is a messenger RNA of Dromaius novaehollandiae (emu), 1111 nucleotides long. RefSeq names its product translocase of inner mitochondrial membrane 10B (gene TIMM10B). The transcript is spliced from 3 exons. NCBI's taxonomy places the organism in Eukaryota, Metazoa, Chordata, Aves, Casuariiformes, Dromaiidae. The record is from RefSeq and is a predicted model, not a curated record. The coding region runs from base 84 to 488 and encodes 134 amino acids. Gene Ontology annotation, cellular component: mitochondrial intermembrane space chaperone complex.